Peronospora matthiolae is the source of this 3489-nucleotide messenger RNA. The record is from the annotation of a GenBank genome assembly. NCBI's taxonomy places the organism in Eukaryota, Oomycota, Peronosporomycetes, Peronosporales, Peronosporaceae.
AUGGGCGACGCACCGCCGCUUGAGCGAACGAGCAUCAAGGCGUCGGAACUCGUGCAUCGUGCCGUCGACAAGAGCUACGAGGACUUUCGGUCGCUUAUGUUCCAUCUGCCUACACUGCGCGAAGAAGAGCGACGAGAGCCGCUGCUGGCCCAUCUCCAGAGUGCGCGCAAGCGCUUCGCGCAGCUGCUGGCCGUGCUCAAGUGGUCGGUUCAGGCGCCGCUCCUGCACCAGUGCGACUCGUUGCUGCAGCACACGAGUGCCUAUCGCAACAAUGUGAACGAGACGAACGACCGACUGUUCUUUAUGCACGCAGAUCUGAACCGUGCCAAAGAGCGACGGUACGACCUCAGUACUGCCGUGGACGUGCUCUAUGGUGGCAGCUACUUACGGCUGCCAACGAUAAUUAAGAACGCAAUGUUCCCUCGUGAAUUACCUGAAGUGGACAUUGAACAAGCAGCAACGGAAGUGACGGACUUGAUUCGGUUUCGUCUGAUUGAAGCCGAGAUCCCAGAGCAGGUCUCGAACAUCAAACUCGAAGGAGGGUUUGUCACCUGCCAAGCACAAGGAGAGUUUGAGAUUGUGUUGACGCUCCAGGGCAAGGAAAAUGAUGCUAAGUGGCGUGUGAUUAGUGUGAACACGGCGCUUACUGACCCGCAGGCUUUCGGAGACCAUGCUCGAGCUGCGUCCACGAGCGCCCUGCGCAUUAUCCGCACAAAUGCACCCAGCGCAGCACACUACAAUCACUUGAAGAACCUUGUGCAGCGUGCUAUGAACAAGUCAGAGAAGCCGUUUGUGGACGCGUUCGUGGUGAUGCGCGAGUUUUGCUCGUCACUCGCAUUGCAGAUUCUCGCUUUACAGGGAAAACUGCUGAUGGAAGGUCGCUGGAAGAAUCGCAUCAUGAUUACACACCAUCGUGACCAGAAUGUGUUGGACAUAUGUUACUGGCCCAAGGCUUGUACACGGAAAGAUGCACAAGCACUAACAGAACAACAGCGCCUGAUUCAACAACUAGGCGACCCAGUGACAACAGUUCAAAAUGGGUCUGCGCUGCCGUAUCCUGGAUCGAGCUUGUGUGUUCGAUUGAGCUUUGAUCCGAACAAGAAGAAGCUCCUUUCUGUUAGUCUUAGUCCGUCGCUUCCACCAAACCUGCCCGGGUAUGCAGCACUAUUGAGCGCAUUGGAGGUACCAUCCAACAUGUUUUUGCUUAGUGCCGAAAAUCUGCUGAUCGCGGCCAUGCGUGCUCACGUGUCGGCAGCUCUUUUCUCAAUAGGUCGACUGCUUGUUGUCGAUUCUCCAAAUGAGAAGGCUUCAACACAACUUGUUUCUGGCGAAGAUGUUGCUAUGGUCUGUUCCGAUACGAGUUUACGGAUCGCACGGGCAGAUAUUGGUGGACUGCAGCAAUUUUUGGAGGUGACAUUUGACAUUCGCGAUGGUCGAUUUAUCGUGAACUCCGUCGCUGCCACGAAGCAUUCCGCGCUUUAUAACACGAUGAAACAAUUAGAGCAGGUAUUGGAUACGCGAUGCAAAAUCGAGCUUGGAGGUAAUAUGGACGAUUCGAUUCCGAGCGAUUUUGCUUUAGUUUCCGGUGAUAGAAAUGAUGACAAGUCAAAUGAUGUGAUACAUGGGUGCGUGCGUAAGGUUCUGUGCGAAAUCGUGGCUGACGAGAUAGCGCAAAUUGGCUCUUCAUUUAAGGGCAUUGAAGUAUUACGCAAUGUCAAUUUGAACUGGGAGCGGUAUCUUGCUUUUAGACAGCAGCAAGGUGGACAGACUGAAGAUUUGACAAUCUCAGAUACAGCGCUGUAUUUUCUGCUGACGUCGUCCAAGGAGUCUACAUGUUACUUGGUUAUUGAAAUCGAUAAGUAUGGCGAAGUUGAUGGGGUGAACGGAAGUGUACAUGAAGCCACAGAAGUAGAAGAGUAUGUACGAUUGCCAUGUUUUUCGUUACUUCAGACGAGUGUAAGCUUGCCAGGACAGCCUUCUGGUGUACAAUUUAUUCAGCGAUUUGGCGCGUUCAAAAAGGCAGAUCUGCGUCCAUCUGUCACUCGCCACAACGAAAUAAUUGUCAGUGGUUUUCGUGGCAAUACUCGGAAGCGUCCAUACAGUUCGUAUGGCAAUGUUUUGACUGGAAGUAAUAUGAGAUCAACCAAAAAGACGCUCCUUGAGAGUGGACGAGUACAAGAGAGUACAGGCUACUGGCUGGACGACGCCGAAAGUUGCGCAGUCUCUUGCAGAUUCGUUCCCCAUAUCGCGUCAGUACUGCUGCACGCGAUCAAUGCGUGCAGUGAGAGAAUUCAAUUGCAACACUUCGUCAACUUUGCUCGACGGCGCAAGUCAAGGAUUCGCUACUCUGGAGAAGCUGGUACUUUCAACGGAGAGGGUACAGGUGGCCAAGUCGUUACACUUUCGUUCCCAGAAAAGGUCAAUACGGAUCCAUUAACGAUCGUAGCGAUCCAAGGCCACCUGAAACAUAGCGGAGGGUUUGAGCUGUGUCUUCAGCUGGCCUCAGUGCCGUUCAAGUUUAUUCUUCCGAAGAGGCCAAAAGAGCACUUGUUAUCUGAUCGCUCGCAUUAUGUUAACGCCCGCGGCCAACUGAUCUUUAAGUACCCAACGACGUUGGUAGCUGGUGACGUUUUCAGCGAGAACCCGUUGGAAAUGUUCAUGGUUGAGCUCAUCUGUGUCGUGCGGCCGCUUUGUGAACUUGCUGUGAAGUUGGAGAAAAUGCUGACCGCAGUAGGUCGCUAUACUAAUGACAUCAAAAGCGACGGGCAUUUUUACGUCGAAAGUGCUGACCCCUUUGCAAUUGUGCUGGCUUGCCGAGCACCGAACCCAAGGCAUUGUGUUGCUGCCGGGUCAUCGCCGGAUGGCAUGACGACAUACCGUGCAACAGUGCAGUUUAAGCAGAAAAUGGGUUUUGUUGUCAAUUACAGCCACAAAGCUGAGCAUCCGUUGAUGCACUUCAUCCAGUCAGCGCUGAAUGGACACAGUGACCCAGCGCAAUUUGUAGAAGCGUUGGAGCGCACGUGCAUUCCGAUGGGUAUUUUGGCAAGCGUUGUGGAGUCCCAGCUACUUUGCGCCAAAUAUUACCGGCAAGAUCCUGUGCCCGAUGCGAAGGAAGACGUGGCAAAUGGUGGUCCAAAGGCUUUUGCUCGAGGCAGAAUGGGUGGCAAGGGAAUGAAGCUGGGCUACAAGUUCAAGCUCCCUGGUGAAGAGAAGGGCUACUAUGCUGAAAAGUCGUAUGGCGGUGACGACAAGUCUUUUGUACCUGCCGAACUAGUGAUGAUCCCGCGGUCACAAACACAAGUUCGCCUGUCCUAUGGAGACCGCUGCGCCGUAGAUAUUUAUUUCCUCGAGAAUCAUUCGGUGAAGAUGCAGAGCUCUUUAGGAGGCGUACGCGUCCCCAGCUGUUCGUUUGAGAAGGGCAUCGUCGUGGAUUGCCACAACUUUGCUGAUAAGCUGCGCAGCACGCUGUCGGAAAUGGCGUCGGCUUAA